Molecule: messenger RNA, 1033 nt
Organism: Megalops cyprinoides (Indo-Pacific tarpon)
Lineage: Eukaryota; Metazoa; Chordata; Actinopteri; Elopiformes; Megalopidae
Product: proteasome subunit alpha type-7-like
Exons: 7
Coding region: 92-847 (251 amino acids)
Biological process (GO): ubiquitin-dependent protein catabolic process
Cellular component (GO): proteasome core complex, alpha-subunit complex; nucleus; proteasome core complex
Source: RefSeq, a predicted model, not a curated record
UGACUCGAACUCUAAGCCGCAAGUGAGCAUAGGAUCCGAUACAUAAAUUGUAAUCUGAAUUGUCUGAUUUGAUCAAGGCAUUGUUAGCACAAUGGCGGCGAGAUAUGACAGAGCUAUUACAGUCUUUUCCCCUGAUGGUCACCUGUUCCAAGUGGAAUAUGCCCAAGAAGCUGUGAAGAAAGGCUCAACUGCUGUUGGUAUUCGAGGGAAGGACAUUGUCGUCCUUGGCGUGGAGAAGAAAUCGGUCGCAAAGCUGCAGGAGGAAAGAACCGUGCGCAAGAUCUGUGCGCUGGACGAACACGUCUGCAUGGCCUUCGCAGGCCUGACGGCUGAUGCUCGUAUCGUGAUCAACAGGGCCAGGGUGGAAUGCCAGAGCCACAGGCUGACGGUGGAAGAUCCCGUUACCGUGGAGUACAUCACACGCUACAUCGCAACCCUUAAGCAGCGCUACACCCAGAGCAAUGGUCGCAGACCAUUUGGUAUCUCUGCUUUGAUUGUGGGCUUUGACUAUGAUGGGACUCCAAGACUGUACCAGACCGAUCCCUCUGGAACCUACCAUGCAUGGAAGGCGAAUGCGAUCGGUCGCAGCGCAAAGACGGUGAGGGAAUUCCUGGAAAAGCAUUACACAGAGGAGGCCAUUGCAGAGGACGAUGACACCAUCAAGCUGGCCAUCAAAGCAUUGCUUGAAGUUGUGCAGUCUGGUGGGAAAAACAUUGAACUUGCCGUCAUCAGAAGAAAUCAACCACUGAAGCUGUUGGAAUCAAAGGAAAUUGAGAACCUGGUGUCUGAGAUUGAGAAAGAAAAAGAGGAGGAGGUGGAGAAGAAGAAACAGAAGAAGGCCACAUAACUGUUUGGCGCUUGCAGGAGAGAAGCCGGUUGUUACGAAUGGUUUACUAAACUCAUACUGCAUUACAUGCCUUCGGAUGUGUUACAAAAAGGUCAAAAACCUCUGGAACCUCCGUGUCACGUUGCACAUGUUCUCUUCCGUUAAAUUCCCAUGUGACUUGAAAUGCUGAAUGUUGAACACUACAAA